UGAUGGUCACCUAUUGGCCAUUAAGUGCCGAUAUGACCAUUAGUGAAGUACGCGCGGUUAACUGAAUUUGUGAUUGGAUAUGGUCAUGAUCGCGCGGCGACGUUGGGACUUACUUGUCGAUUUGUGGAUGAUCCUGCAUACUAAGCGCGCGUAGGUGGACUCCUUGAAGCGUUACGCACACCAACUUUCUGGUAGACUUCUACGAUUGUCCGCUGCAGGUCGCCGUAUAAAAACGUGGGGCUUACAGAAGUUUGGUUAUCAGUUGUCGUUUGAGAACCGUUGAGAACAGUGCAGUGAAGAUCUUCAGAAUGAGAGCAUUUGUGUUCUGUAUGUUGGUAGCGGCUGCCGCUGCGGAAGCCCCGUUUGCUGGAUAUGCUCCAUCCGGAUGGCGUCCCCAGGGAGCCCAGUUCAGGCUUCCAAACGAGUACGUAGCUCCGCUGGUCCAGCAGCCACGUGUUCAGGUCGAGGUAUCCAAGCAGCGCGUUGCCCACACCGCCCAGAUUGCGCAGCUUGUCGAGACGACCACCGAGCUGGCCAACGAGUACCUGCCACCAACGACUACUGAUCUGCCAGAACAGCUAGACCCCAUUCGCGUGCAGGGACUUCCAGACAGCCAGGUCAAGGACUUCCAGCGUGCCAACCCGCAAGUUCCGGGUCGUCGCGUAAACCAACCCGCUGCCCCCACCCAACAGCCUCUGUUCCCACUGAGCGGUCAACUCCGCGCCCUGCCCGGCUUCCCACAGUUCGGUCGUCAGGUCCAGCAACCCGUGCAGCCUCAGCAGCCCCAGCAACUCCCUGCCCAGACCUACGGAACCCCCGACCAGGACUCCGAAGAGCAACCAGAAGAAGUCCAGCCAACCACCACCGUUCAACCCGAAUCCGACGACGACGACGAUCAGGAUCAGGAUGACCAGGACGAGCAAACCGAUGACGCCGGUCGCACCGUAGUGGCCGUUGCCAACGCUUUCUCCGGCCAGUACUACAUCCUCGGAGCGGACAACACCCUGCAGCGUGUGACCUAUGCGACCUCCCAGGACGACGAGGAUCUGCGCAACAUGGGCUUCACGGCGCAGCUGCGUUACGCACCCGUUGAACCCAUCACCGGGCCCGUCUACGCGUACAACGAGCAAGGACAGCUGGUCAGGAUCUACAAGUGAGGCGGAUUCGGAUCACGUGCCGACUUGUUUAACUUUUGCUUGUUUGUAAUUUAUUCUUUGGAUGUUUCGGCCGUUUUGAGCAAUAAAUUUUCUUGUUUCGAACCAUUGCAA
Culex pipiens pallens (northern house mosquito) is the source of this 1268-nucleotide messenger RNA. RefSeq lists its product as uncharacterized. Bases 309 to 1157 code for a protein of 282 amino acids. NCBI's taxonomy places the organism in Eukaryota, Metazoa, Arthropoda, Insecta, Diptera, Culicidae. The record is from RefSeq and is a predicted model, not a curated record. The transcript has 2 exons.